UUAUUUUUGCUGAACUGGUAUUUUCCGAUAUUGUUGAAGAAAGGGAAAUACUUUGAAUGGUUUUGAAACCAGGCUGUCAAAAAAAGAAGAAAAAUAUUUGUUCAAUUGUAAAAUCUGAAGAUUACUCUGUCAUUACACCAUAGAUUAGAACAGAUUCAGAAUGUCAUGUCCUGUAACAAUAGAACUUAGUGGAGGAGCAGAACUUUUGUUUGAUAACCAGAAGAAACUUGAAGUGGUAUUACCUGAAAAUUCAAAUCCAUGGACUAUCAAAACAAUGCUGCCAUGGGUUAGAGACAAUUUGCUGAAAGAAAGGCCAGAACUUUUUAUGCAAGGAGAAACUGUGCGUCCUGGUAUAUUGGUUCUAGUAAACGAUGCAGAUUGGGAAUUAAUGGGAGAGUUGGAUUACAGUUUACAGCCAAAUGAUAGGAUAGUGUUUAUAUCUACUUUACAUGGAGGGUGAUUGUUCUAUUGACAGAUGAAUUUACUUAACACGAUUUGGUAUAUUUGGUGUACAGAAUACUUGGGAGUAUCCUAUGUUAGGAAUGAUUACAAACUGUUUGACAUGGAUUUGUUGGAAGCUUCCAAGAAAAACAAUUUACAUUCUUCUAAACAAUUUGUGAUUCAUUAUCAAUUGAUAUCUAUGAAUUAAAAUUCGAAUAAAAAUAUAUUCAAUUCUUCU
Molecule: messenger RNA, 679 nt
Organism: Mytilus trossulus (common blue mussel)
Lineage: Eukaryota; Metazoa; Mollusca; Bivalvia; Mytilida; Mytilidae
Product: ubiquitin-related modifier 1-like
Exons: 5
Coding region: 161-460 (99 amino acids)
Biological process (GO): tRNA thio-modification; protein urmylation
Cellular component (GO): nucleus; cytoplasm
Molecular function (GO): protein tag activity
Source: RefSeq, a predicted model, not a curated record